UUUAAGUCCUUAAGGAUUGCUCUAUUAGAGAUAAAAUUAACUUGUUCAAAUUCUUAAUUACCAUGUGGAAUUAUAGGGUUCACCAAGAUUGAGUGGAACAACUCUAUUAUUUUUGCACUAUUGGAUAUGCUCUUAAGAUCCAUUUUUCUCAUCAACUCGGGAGUUUAGUUUUUUUCUUAUAUAAAUAUAAAUUGUGCUACAAGUGAGGAUUUGGAAAGAAAAGAUGGGUGGUUUGGGAAUAUGGAUGGGUUUGAUUAGCCUGUGUUUUGUUUCUGUAUCAGCUAGAUCAGGUCUGCUCCAACGCCUAGAGCACCCUGUUAAAGCUGAUGGCUCACUUAGCCUUGUGGUCAUUGGAGACCGGGGAAGGAAAGGAACAUACAACCAAUCUCAAGUUGCCACUCAGCCAAAUCCAGUUCUUAACCAGUGGUGGAGGUUCAAAGGCAUGGAAAGGAGACAUGGAUAAAGAUAAGACAGAUGGGAUCAAGUUUUAUUAUGAUGGACAAGGAUUUAUGUCCGCGGAGCUGGAAGAAACCAAUGUCAAAGUUGUUUAUUAUGAUAUUUUUGGGAAAGUUUUGCAUGUUGUGAAUCUGCCCAAGGGGUUAGGUACUUCUGUCUCUGCCAUAUAGAAGAUGGUUUCGUGUUUCAAAGAGGCAAUAGCACCUUCAGCCUCAGCCUCAGGAAACGAUAGUUAAGUUAUGUUUUGCAUCCAUUAAUUAUUGCACAAAACAAAACCAACGCCCUGUCUGUUACUCCUUUGCUCUAUUCCAUGUUUAUGAACUGCGGAGAUGGCUGUUAUAGUAUUAUAUAUGUCCACAAUGUGAAUGAAUCCCUUCAAUUAAUUUGGCUGCAA
Glycine soja is the source of this 850-nucleotide messenger RNA. Its product is annotated as purple acid phosphatase 3-like. Gene Ontology annotation, molecular function: ferrous iron binding; ferric iron binding; acid phosphatase activity. The record is from RefSeq and is a predicted model, not a curated record. The transcript has 2 exons. NCBI's taxonomy places the organism in Eukaryota, Viridiplantae, Streptophyta, Magnoliopsida, Fabales, Fabaceae. The coding region runs from base 327 to 626 and encodes 99 amino acids.